AUGCCCGUCACAGAUAUGUUUAGGAUUGCAUUAAUUCCUAAAGACACGAUGAACUGCCUUUACAAGGAUAAUGUCACAAUGACUUUUAAAAAUAAAGACAUGAUAAAAAAGCAGAAUGAAAUAAAUAGAACGCUAAAAUCCAUUAUAAAUUGGGCAUUGGAAAAUGGAAUACAAUUUUCUGAAUCAAAAAUAAAGAUUGCCUACUACCAUUACUUUGGAGUAAAGGUGGCGGAUCAAGAAAGAACCUGGGCUCCACAUAUUUGCUGCAGUGUUUGCUACGUAGGUCUCACUCAAUGGUUAAAUGGGAAAAGAAAGCAAAUACCUUUUGCCAUUCCAAUGAUAUGGCGUGAGCCAAGAGAUCACCAUUCAGACUGCUACUUUUGCAUGACAAAUAUACCAGGACAUUCUAAGAAAACCAAAGCAUCAAUUGUGUACCCUAACUGUUCAUCUGCAAUAAAACCAGUUCCCCACAGUGUUGAAUAUCCUGUUCCAACUCCUCCUACAGACACUGUUCUUUAUAGCGAAGAAGAACAAAGUGGUGAUGAAAAGGUUGAUGUUGAAUACAAACCAGAUUACGACAAAGAUAAACCUCACAUGAUCACGCAGGGAGAACUUAGUGAUCUGGACAAUAUAUGUUACUGUGUAGACAUUGCUGGAUUAAUGACAAAAUUGGAUGAUGAGUAUGAUCCUGUAGAUUGGCGUCUGUUUAUUGAUUCUAGUAAAGUCAGUCAAAAAGCAGUUCUGCUACAUAACGGAAAUGUUAAACCAUCCAUUCCUGUAGCCCAUGCAGUGGGUAUGAAAGAAACAUAUGAAUCUAUGAAGACACUUCUUAAAGUUAUAAAGUACACUGAUCACAACUGGAAUAUCAGUGGGGAUCUCAAAGUUGUUGCUCUUCUUCUUGGGAUGCAAUUGGGGUACACGAAACACAUGUGCUUUUUGUGUCUGUGGAACAGUCGUGAUGAUGCAAAUCACUAUCUCGUCAAAGACUGGCCUGCGAGAAUUGAUCCGGUACCUGGACAAUUUAACAUUCUUCACGAAUCGUUGGUGAAUCCUGACAAAAUCUUCCUUCCUCCUCUUCAUAUCAAAUUAGGAAUAUUUAAAAACUUUGUCAAGGCGCUACCUACUGAUUCGAAAGGAUUUAUUUAUCUUAAAGAUAAAUUCAAAACCACUCUCACAAACGCAAAGAUAGCUGCAGGAGUUUUUACUGGACCACAGAUACGUGAAGUUAUUCGUGACCCAAAUUUCAAAUUACAACUAGAGCCUGUGAAGUUGCUGGCUUGGGAAGCGUUUGUGGCACUGGAGCUGUCAGUGAUGAACAGGGAGAAAGAUUCCAUCAAGAAAUCUCUGUUAUGGAACACCGGUAUCAGGGUCGUUUUGAUAGUAACAUGA
This is a messenger RNA of Helobdella robusta, 1389 nucleotides long. RefSeq lists its product as hypothetical. The record is from RefSeq and is a predicted model, not a curated record. The transcript is spliced from 5 exons. Bases 1 to 1389 code for a protein of 462 amino acids. NCBI's taxonomy places the organism in Eukaryota, Metazoa, Annelida, Clitellata, Rhynchobdellida, Glossiphoniidae.